Molecule: messenger RNA, 447 nt
Organism: Knipowitschia caucasica
Lineage: Eukaryota; Metazoa; Chordata; Actinopteri; Gobiiformes; Gobiidae
Source: the annotation of a GenBank genome assembly
AUGUCACCUCCUCACACCGGAGAGCAGAGCUUCUUAGGCCCCCGGGUCCCGCCGCAGAUAGAGGCCAUGUCCCGGGGCCUGAAGGAGCUGGACCACGGCACGGUCCGGAGGCUGCUGAAAGGCGCUGUGGCAGGAGGCUCAGGACGCCUGCCUUCUCCCGACGCCUGUGGCUCCAUUAUCAGCCUGUGUGCGGUUUUCCCCCCCCAGUCAGAGGCCCGGACGCCAUCUUUAAAGAAACGGAUUAGUGUCGGUACUGACACCCGGUCGACUCCCCAGACGGCUCCGACUCAGUUCAGACGAAGAGCCGCUCACACUCAGAGCUGUCAGGGGCGAGCGAGGGGCGGGAGACCAGUCAGAUCCACGUUUAGGCCGAGUCCAUAUCCCAGUGGGUCCUGUCAGUCAGGUCUGGGCCGGUCUCAGAAAAGUGUUGUUAUGAAAGUGAUCUGA